Molecule: messenger RNA, 5145 nt
Organism: Centropristis striata (black sea bass)
Lineage: Eukaryota; Metazoa; Chordata; Actinopteri; Perciformes; Serranidae
Gene: ctcf
Product: CCCTC-binding factor (zinc finger protein)
Exons: 18
Coding region: 239-2800 (853 amino acids)
Biological process (GO): regulation of transcription by RNA polymerase II
Cellular component (GO): nucleus
Molecular function (GO): RNA polymerase II transcription regulatory region sequence-specific DNA binding; DNA-binding transcription factor activity, RNA polymerase II-specific
Source: RefSeq, a predicted model, not a curated record
AAGCGGGAGAGGGAUUAAAACAAACUGCGAAGAAGCCUGCAUUUCUUACUGGCCUGUUAAACUUUGUAGCACACACUCUCUGCUUUCGGUCGAGUUAAACGGCAAGAGAAACACACAAACAAGAGGUUUACAGUCAGGUAGCAGCCUGAACCCUCAGGUUGUCAGGGACAGGCAGGUAGCAGACAGUUGACUCAGGAAAGCUCAGGGCUGUAUCACAACCCUGCAAGCUGCAGAAAUCAUGACACUCAAUUUUUCAUUGAUAUUCCAGUUCCUACCCAGCAUGGACGGAGGGCCAACUGAGGGUGUAGGGGUGGUGGAGGUCCCCACCAAAGACUUCCCCUCCAUCCAGGCCGUUCACAGCCAGGAUGCCAUGGUGGCAGACCUCCUCCAGCAAGCUGCAGAGGCCGGGGGUGUAGUAGAGGGACAAGCAGGAGUCGUCCUGGAACAAGGUCACGGGGAAGGAAUGGUAGCCAGCCAGGCCCAGCAGCACCUGAUGGAAGCUGGGGUGGGAGUUAGCGUGGACGGUGGAGCGGGGGUUGAAAUGAUGGUUAUGGACUCGCUGGAUCCCACCCUGUUGCAGAUGAAGACUGAGGUGAUAGACGCUGCUGUGGGAGGAUCUUCAGCUGUGGGUGUUGUUGGAGGGGUAGCAGCUCACCAAGCAACUGUAACAACGGUGGACCAGACUCAAAUCAUCACACUACAGGUGGUAAACAUGGAGGAGCAGGCUGCUCUUGGUCUGGGUGAGCUCCAGCUGGUCCAGGUUCCUGUUUCUGCCUCCACUGUUGAGGCCCUUCAGCAAGGCACCUUUGUAGACACCACUGCCAUGCCUAAAGACGGAGACCCAGUCAUCUGUCACACGCUGCCGCUGCCUGAGGGCUUUCAGGUAGUUAAGGUUGGAGCUAAUGGGGAGGUUGAGACAGUGGAGCAGGAGGAGGGAGGAGUCGCCCACCCUGGAGAGGAGGAAGAUGAGGAGGUGGGGAACCAGCUGCUGGAAGGAGAGGAUGAACCCAUUCAGCCUCCGAAUGAUGACCCAAACUGGGCUAAAGACCCAGACUACCAGCCCCCAUCUGGAGCCAUCAAGAAGUCCAAGAAGGGUAAAAAGAGUCGUCUGCGUUACGCUGAAGGAGAUAAGGACAUGGAUGUCAGUGUGUAUGACUUUGAAGAAGAACAGCAGGAAGGCCUUCUGUCUGAGGUCAAUGCUGAGAAAGUGGUGGGCAACAUGAAACCACCCAAACCAACCAAAAUCAAGAAGAAAGGAGUGAAGAAGACGUUUCAGUGCGAGCUGUGUAGCUACACGUGCCCUCGGCGCUCCAACCUGGACAGACACAUGAAGAGCCACACGGACGAGAGACCUCACAAAUGUCACCUGUGUGGAAGAGCCUUCAGGACGGUCACCCUGCUCAGAAACCAUCUCAACACACACACUGGAACUCGUCCACACAAAUGCACAGACUGUGACAUGGCUUUUGUGACUAGUGGAGAGUUGGUCCGUCAUCGCCGCUACAAACACACACACGAGAAACCCUUCAAAUGCUCCAUGUGUGACUAUGCCAGUGUGGAGGUGAGCAAAUUAAAGCGUCACAUUCGUUCCCACACUGGUGAGCGUCCAUUCCAGUGCAGUCUUUGCAGCUACGCCAGCAGAGACACAUACAAGUUGAAGAGACACAUGAGGACGCACUCAGGAGAGAAACCUUAUGAGUGCUACAUCUGCCACGCCCGAUUCACCCAGAGUGGAACCAUGAAGAUGCACAUCUUACAGAAACACACAGAGAAUGUGGCCAAGUUCCACUGUCCACACUGUGACACCGUCAUCGCACGCAAGAGUGACUUGGGAGUCCAUCUUCGUAAGCAGCAUUCAUUCAUCGAGACUGGAAAGAAGUGUCGUUAUUGCGACGCCGUUUUCCACGAACGAUACGCUCUGAUCCAGCACCAGAAGUCCCACAAGAACGAAAAGAGGUUCAAAUGUGACAUGUGUGACUACUGCUGCCGUCAGGAACGCCACAUGGUCAUGCAUCGUCGAACCCAUACUGGAGAGAAACCAUACGCCUGCAGCCAGUGUGAAAAGACCUUCAGACAGAAGCAGCUGCUGGACAUGCACUUCAAACGCUACCAUGACCCCAACUUCGUCCCCACCGCCUUUGUCUGUCCCAAGUGUAGCAAGACCUUCACUCGCAGGAACACCAUGGCGCGCCACUCUGAGAACUGCAGUGGAGAAGUGGAGGAUGCUGAAAAUGGAGCUCCCACCCCGAAAAAAGGAAAGAGAGGAAGAAAGAGGAAGAUGAGGAGCAGGAGAGACGAGGAUGAUAGCGAGGAUGAUCAUGCUGAACUUGAUGAUGAGGACGAGGGUGAUGGUGAUGAAGAAGAAGCAUCUCUGCUACAGGAAGAGGAGUUGCCAGACAGCAUGGAACUGGACCAGGCCCCUCCUGCCAUCCCGAUACCAGCUCCUGACGAGCCACCAGUCAAGAGGAAACGAGGCCGACCCCCAAAGAACGCCCCCAAGCCUCCGACACCCAGUAAAUCUGUCAGGGUGGCUGCUAAGGCUGCUGCUUCUGCUGCUGCCAUUAUUCAGGUAGAGGAUGAGAGCACCGGAGCCGUGGAGAACAUCAUCGUGAAGAAGGAGGAUGGUGACCCCUCCGCAGCGACGACUCUGGAGCAGGGAGUGGCCCUGACUGUUGAGGGGGUGGGGCUGGACGGGGAAGGGGUGGAGACUGUUGAGCUGGCUGUGAACGAGGAAACAGCGGCCGCCGCCGCCAACGGAGACCUGACACCAGAGAUGAUCCUCAGCAUGAUGGACCGGUGAACUCAACACAGCCACACAUGUAGCUGGACUAUAAGUAAAAUUGGCAAAUACACAUUAGCAUUUCCACAUCCUCGGCCUUCACCUCAUGUACCAUCUGUGUGAGCUUGUAAUGGCAGCCAUUGUGCCACUAUUGAAGCGGCAUCAAAAACAACCAUGCACAAAGAGGGGAAGCCACAUGUAAAUACGUACACACACAUCCAUGUACAUCAACUGCAUACUGAUGUCCGUGGGUCCCACAAACACACACACACACGCAAAGAUCUUACUGCACAUACCUGUGUCAUCUCCCACAUCACAUACAGAUAUCGUCCAAGCUAACGACAGACUGCUCUCUGCUCCUAAAUGCUAAUUUAGUUUGAAUGUCUUCUGAAUGAAUCAGUGUGUAUUUUGCUCCUUGUUUCUACCCAAAGCCACAUCCUGUGUCAGUCUCAGCCCACACGCUCUGCAGUAAUGUUCAGUUCCUCUGUGUGUUGCUCUGCCAAAAGGAGACAUUACUUCAUCUACUUUACUUUUCAUUUUGAUUUUCUGCUGUCCCGCUUGCCGUUCUUGCAACUAUGCUGAUUUUGCAAAUUCCAAGCCUUUAUAUGUGUAUAUAUAGAUAUAAAUGUAGUUUUUCCUAAUGAAACGUAGUAUAUGGUAUUUGAGUUUGUCUCCGAGAUACCACUUGCUCUCAGUCAUAUGAUCUGUAUAUUUUUUUCCCCCCAAUUCUUUAUUCAUGAUCGAAUGGGCUCAGGCAAAUCACAACCUUAAGUCAGUGAAAAGUGAUUUCACCUUUUUAGUUCACAUAUUUGACAUCCACACUGCCAGCAGCCUCGUUCUAAUGGAAACUUUUCUUCAGUCAGCUCAUGCAAAUGGAAUACUUGAGAUAGCUGCUAAUUUAGUUUUACCAGCACCAACAGAGUGUUAGAUAAAGUUACUUUCAACUGUUUUCUAUUUUCACCCACUCUCUCACUGAUGAUGAGAUGAUGAGACAUUAUGAAGGAGGUAGUUUGCCAUCACAUACACAUACAGUACAUUGAAAGAUCCCUGCCAGUUGGAGAAAACACAGAUAAUCCUGAUUUAGUUGGUAAAAUAUUGUAUUAUAGUUGUGAUUUUGAACAUUCCAAAUACUUAGAUUAACAUUAUGUCUAUGCAUUUUAAUCAUCUCAUUUUGAAAUAAUGGACAGUGGCACACACAAACUUUGUUUUGCAAAGCCAAUCUUUAUAUUCCCGUUAAUUGUAUUCAGUCCCCAGUUAAUAUGCUUGGAACAGUUAUUAAAGACCACAUUGUGAGUUAGUGUUAUUCAGACAGCCCUUCCCCCACAAUAACCAACGAUCAUCAACUGUUGCAGGUGGUUUUGCAUGUAAAACACUUUUAAACCUUUUUUUCUUUUUGGUUUCUUGUGAACUUUUUAUUGUUUUUAAGUAGCUGAUCUGGAGAUAUAUUGGUUAAAAGGGAAAUUGAGGUUUUCAUGGAUGCGGUAAACAUGUUACAGUAACUGAGUCUGUAAAAGGUGAUUUAUCCAUCAUGCUUUCCUUCCACAGAUGACCCCCUCUUAAAACAACCAAACUGAGUGAACUUCUAUGAACCACUAUCAUUUUUUUCUCUGCACUGUUCUGUUACAUCUGCCUUCCGCUCUCCUUGAACCUUUUAAGGUUAGCUUCAGAUUAAACUGUUUGCCACUCAUUUAAAAACUUGUACUGAAUGAAGUCCAGAAAGAUGUAUGUACAACACAGCCUUCUCGUUCUUAUUUGGCAGGUUUCGUACUGUUUUCUGUACUAUGUGACUUAAGUAGGUAAUCAAGAUGGCUAUUCCACAAUAUUCUCAGCCCUGGACUAAAGGUGUGUUAGCCUAAGUCUAGUAGUUUCAUUUGCUUUGGGCUUUCCGUGGUCCAUUUACAACUGUUGCUGGGUCAGAUCACCUAUACCUGAUUUGAAUUGACAAAAACACAGUUAAAAUUGUUUGUAUGAAUCAAGAUUAGAACAAAGAGGUUGGUCCAAAUUCAACAAAUCAUAUAAUGAGUCUUCUGAAAAUGCUAAUUAAUCCUGAGACUGUCCUCGUGAGCUUGACCACAGAUUUGAUGGUUGUUAAGUGGCCUUUCCUUUAUUAUAAGACCUGUUUUUGUUAGACGGAACCAUUUCCUCUGUAGCAUAACGUUGCAAGAACCAUGGACACAGAAGAUGUCACAGAAAGAUAGUAGUGCCAAGAAACUGAGUGUCUGAAGAAAUCAAUGUCAAAUUGACACCUUAGUAAGAGUCUUUCAGAAACACCAGUUGUGAACUGCUGUGCUCUGAGAUCUCCUUCUGUAAAAAUAAGAAAGGGCAAAAUGUUCUGCUAUCAACCCAUCAUGUAAUUGUUCUGCAGA